Hypomesus transpacificus is the source of this 922-nucleotide messenger RNA. RefSeq names its product UDP-glucuronosyltransferase 2B20-like. The record is from RefSeq and is a predicted model, not a curated record. Gene Ontology annotation, molecular function: UDP-glycosyltransferase activity. The coding region runs from base 194 to 922 and encodes 242 amino acids. The transcript has a single exon. NCBI's taxonomy places the organism in Eukaryota, Metazoa, Chordata, Actinopteri, Osmeriformes, Osmeridae.
AAAUAUGGAGACAUUUCCACAAAACAACUCUCAAAGAAAGUUUCACUUCCUGCUACAGAAACAUUCCCCUGGAGUGUUGCAAAGGAAGAUUAUGCAAUCCCGAACUGUCCAAUCAAUCAGAACCAUUUGGUCACAUGACCACACUUUUGAAAUCUGUUCCUAGGGUUGUUUUUUUCCCCACAAUGUCCUUAACAUGUGGACUGUGGGAAGCGGUGUGUUUCUGCUACUCCUCUUUUCCCCUCUGUGUGUGUCGGGGGGGAAGAUUUUGAUCUGGCCAGGAGAGCACAGCCACUGGAUCAACAUGAAGAACAUCGUGGAGGAGCUUUCUCGGAGAGGACACGCGAUCACAGUCAUCACCAACUCAGCCUCACCGACCGUAGCGGACAACAGCGCCACUGCUAGGUACCGCUUUGAAAUUCUCCAGGUGCCCCACAGCAAAGAACAGUUUAAUGAAAUGAUGGAUGAGAUCCUAAGGUACUGGACUUACGACAUGCCAAAUGAUAACAUCAUCCAGGCUGUACUGAAGAUGAAGCCCUUAAUGGAAACUAGCAUGGAAUUCAACAUGGCUACAGCCAGAACUUUUUUCUCUAAUACAGACUUGCUGGAGAGACUAAAGAGAGAACAGUACGACGUGAUACUCAGUGAUCCCAUAACAAUAGGUUUUGAGUACCUGGCAGAACAGCUGGAUAUACCAUUCGUUCUCAGUCUGCGGUUCUCCUUUGCCCACACAAUGGAAAGACUUUGUGGGCAGAUGCCAUCCCCUCAUUCUUAUGUUCCAGCCACAGGAUUGAGCUACACUGAUCAGAUGGAUUUCACACAGAGGCUGAAGAACACACUGUUCUAUCUGUCUCAAGACAUCGUUUUCCAUCUUGUUGCAAAGAUGACAAUUGAUGUCUUCUACAGUGAACUUAGUGGUAAGUAA